This is a messenger RNA of Sesamum indicum (sesame), 1571 nucleotides long. RefSeq names its product bZIP transcription factor family protein (gene BZO2H3). Gene Ontology annotation, molecular function: DNA-binding transcription factor activity. NCBI's taxonomy places the organism in Eukaryota, Viridiplantae, Streptophyta, Magnoliopsida, Lamiales, Pedaliaceae. The record is from RefSeq and is a predicted model, not a curated record. Gene Ontology annotation, biological process: regulation of DNA-templated transcription.
CGCUUAUAAGGUAAAACAAAACAACAGCGAGCCAACGAGACAGAGAGAGAGAGAGAGAGAGACGGAGACGGAGAGAGAUGGAUAGAGUGUUUUCAGUGGAUGAGAUGGCUGACCAAUUCUGGUCAGCCCAUCAGCCUCCAGUUCGCCUCCAUGAGGAUGCUGACGUGGAGCAGCCGUCUUCCUUCGCCGCCGCGGAGUCCUCAUCGAAGGUGAUGCGGAUGAAUCGCAGCUCAUCGGAAUGGGCAUUUCAGCGGUUCCUGCAGGAGGCCGGCGCCCCCGAUCGCAACAGCCUGCAAAGCGACGACGUUGCUGAGACCAAAGGCAACCAUCAUCAUUACAAUGAUAAUGAGAAGCGUGAGACGACGGCGGGGGGAGGCCUGCCGCCGAAUAUUCCGACAGAUUCCGAGGAGUAUCAGGCCUUCCUUAAAAGCCGCCUCGAGUUGGCCUGCGCUGCCGUCGCGUUAACCUGGGCAACUGAUGGCAAGGCUCAUGAGUCUGCAGCAGCAGCUACGUCAGACAUCGGCUCUCAGGCAUCCAAUUCAUCACAAUAUAAAGCAACUGGGCGGGAUUCAUCUAAGAUACAGGACAAGGAUGCUGGUGGACCAGUCGGUGUACCUCUGCUUCCUGCAAUACCCAGGAGAUCUGGGGCUCAGGUGAGGUCAACAACAAGUGGUUCGUCGGCCGAACAGUCUGAUGAUGAAGAAGCUGAGGGAGAGAAUGAGACUACUCAGAAUAUGGAUCCUGCAGAUGCAAAACGCAUGAGAAGAAUGCUCUCCAAUAGAGAAUCAGCCCGACGCUCAAGAAGAAGAAAGCAAGCCCAUUUGACUGAGCUUGAGACACAGGUCUCUCAAUUAAGAGUUGAAAACUCUUCUUUGCUUAAGCGCCUUACCGACAUAAGCCAGAAGUAUAAUGAAGCAGCUGUUGAUAAUAGAGUUCUGAAAGCUGAUGUUGAGACCUUGAGAGCAAAGGUGAAAAUGGCUGAAGAAACUGUGAAAAGAGUUACUGGGUUGAACCCACUAUUCCAAGCCAUGUCUGAAAUAUCCACGAUGGGCAUGCCGUCUUUUGCUAGCAGCCCUUCUGACACAUCAGGGGAUGCUGCUGUACCAGUACAAGAUGAUCCACAGCAGCAUUAUUAUCAUGCCCCUUCUAACAAUCAGUUAAGUGAUAUAAGAAUCCGUAAUGGUUUGGUAGAUAUUCCUCCAGCAGAGAAUGCACAACCAGAGGCAGCAGCAGUGGUUGGGGCAAACAAGAUAGGAAGAACUGCUUCCAUGCAGAGAGUGGCUAGCUUGGAACAUCUGCAAAAACGCAUCCGUGAAGGAGCAGCUUCCUCCGCCACUGGAGCGCAGUAAUGCUAUUUUCAAGAUCCUGAUGGGGAAAGCCUUGCGACUGUAGUCCUAUUUUAUGUCAGAUGUCCUUUUUUCUCUUAAAUGCUUUGUGGGCAAGACUCAUUCUUGCCUUCCAACUUUUCAUUCUUCUGUCCAAGCAACAAAUGUACAAUACUGCUACUUAUUCAGAUUUGAUCGUAAUGUUUUCCUCUCAUCUGAUUUAGUUCCUCACAUUUAUAGAUUUCA